Molecule: messenger RNA, 4951 nt
Organism: Salvelinus fontinalis (brook trout)
Lineage: Eukaryota; Metazoa; Chordata; Actinopteri; Salmoniformes; Salmonidae
Gene: ccar2
Product: cell cycle and apoptosis regulator 2
Exons: 19
Coding region: 288-2600 (770 amino acids)
Biological process (GO): regulation of DNA-templated transcription; RNA splicing
Cellular component (GO): DBIRD complex; nucleus
Molecular function (GO): RNA polymerase II complex binding
Source: RefSeq, a predicted model, not a curated record
CCGGUUGUCCCUUGCUUCGCCUCUUCCUCUCUGGCUCCGCACAUCAGUGUUCUAAUCAUUAGCCGUAGGUGCCUCCCCGUUUCGUUACAUUUUCUUCCGUUUAUGAAACUUUUUGCAACAUAAUCUGCGUAAUUAUUACACCCCAUGUAGCGACUGCUCCACUUCAAAACAUAAAAAGCACUAACGUUUUGCCAGAGAAGGAUUGCAAGGAGAGUUUGUGUCAGAGUCUGUUCCAGAAAGCAGUAGGUCCAGACCGAUCCAGCUAAGGAGUGAUACUGAGCAGAUACAUGGAUAGCCAAAUGAAGCAACGUGUCUUCACUGGGGUCGUGACCCAGCUCCAGGAGCAUUAUGGGAUGGUGGACCAGGAAGUGCGUUUUCAGAAGAGUGUGGUGAAGGGGAGAGUUCCGGCACUGGGGGAGAGGGUGCUGGUAAAGGCUGUCCUGGAUCUGUCUCAAUCACACAGCUGGAGCGCCCAGAGAGUACAGACCCUCACAGAACACACACAGACGGCAAAGUUUCCUCGUCCUCUCCUGCCCUCCAUGAUGCCUGCACACGCACAGAAACCGGGCAUUCUGGGUAGCAAGCCACAGCCUCUCCUCAAAUCUCCCAAGAUCCCUCCUCUCAUCCCCAGCAUCCUUCACACUGUGGCCAAGCCGGGGUUGCUGCAGACUCCAUCAUGGGGGGGUCAGUUUGAGGGCUGGGGCAGAGGCAUCAGGAAGAGACCUGCUGAGGCAGGGAGACGAGGAGACCGCCGGGAGGACAGUGGAGUGAGGGGUGACCAGAAGAGAAGGAGGUGGAAGGAGGAGGAGGAUAAGGGAGCUCACCCCAAAAAGACCUCCCCUACCCCAGUUCAGAGUCCCGCCCUCUUCUCUUGCUUCCCCAGGGAUUGUGUGUCCUGUGACAGUCUAGAGCUACAGCGUCGCUACCCCCAUCUCCCUCUCCCCCCAUCCGUCUGCCACCUGUCAAUCAGUUGGAUUGACAGCUUUCCUCCCUCCCAGCCCCUCCCCUUCCCCCUCCCACAGCCCUGCCUUUACCACAUAGGCCCCGUCGAGGCUGACCAACACACACACACUGAGAGAGAGGGUGCAGAGUGCACUGUAAAGGUGCUGCUGUUGUCCAUGGCCAGUUCAGAGGAGCUGUACAGACAGUGCUGUGGGCUGCAGGACCGGAAAGAACAGCAGGAAGGUGCUGUGCACCCUGCCUCUCUCAUCAAGUUCCUGUUGGGGGAGGUAGGGGGUGAGUUUCGGGCCCUGGGGGGUCCGUGGUGUCUUGAGACAGAUGGCGGCGGUCCCAGUCCGCUUAAGGACCCUCGGGCACUGCUGAGGACAGCCCUGCGCUGUGUGAGGGAACAGAGUGGACUGGACCUCAGUGGCUGCUCCCAGUGGUAUAAGAUGGCUGAGCUGAGCUAUGUUUGUGAGGGGAAGCUGGAGACAGUGGUGUUUUUGUUACCUGAUGUCUGGAGGAUUGUACCUACAGAAGAUGACUGGAGCACACUCAGGACUCAGGAGGAGGAAGGGGCCCCUCUCCCUGCCGCUCCAUGUCUGGUUGCAAGGCCCCGUCCUGGGCUAGCCCUCUGCCCCGUCCCCCUCUCCUCUCUCCUGGAGCCCCACACCUCCACAACCAAGGAGGCCUUUGAGGUGGGCUUGCUGGCAGAGUUGUUUUGUGAGAUGCUUCAGAGGGACUUUGGUCUACUGCUCUACCGCUGUCUCUGCUCUCUAACGCCUACACACACACCCACGGAGGAUGAACAGAUAAAGAACGACAAAAAGCAGAGAAUAAGGGAUGAGAGGAGUAAAAGAUUUCAAGAAAGAGGAGAGAGCGGAGGGAGAGCAGCGGAGGAGACUGAUGAAGAUGGAGAAGAGAUAGAUGAGAAAGAGGGAGAGGGAGAAAGAGAGAUGUUGGGAGAGGAGGGAAUUACUAGUGAGAAUUCAGACUGCCUCCUAAAGCACAAUGUGCUGUCUCGUAGGGUGUUGUUGGCCUGUGUGUUCUUUGACAAACGGCUCACUGGCAGCCUCAGACAAGCAGACCUUCACAACAUCUUACUGUCACUAGGGCUGUGGCUCACACCCACCCAAGUCCAGGUGUUGUUGAAUAAGGUGUGUGUGGAGGGGCAAUGUCCAUACAGGAUGCUAGCCUCUCGCUGGGAGGAGACGGACCACACAGAACCUGAUAUCAGCAUGGAAGGUAACCGUGGGUUGUUUCGUGGAGCUCCAAAGAAGGAGAAGGCUUGUGGCCGGAAGUCUGGGGGAUCCAGGGGGCCAGCUGCAGCUGUGGGGGCUGAGGUGGUCUCCUACAAGGGCAGUGUGGUAAACAUCCCCAGCCUGCUACAGGCCAUGGAAGCAGCAGACAGAACACGGAAAGCCCUGGAGCUACGCAUCGCCACCCUACAGGAUGCACUGGUGGAUGCUGCGGCUGUCACUCAGGGCCAGGAGGAGGGUCUUAGCAGCAGGCUGGAGAAGGUGGAACUUCGAAGCUCAUCCUAUGAGAAGAAGCUGAAGGAGGACGCUGGUCACAUGUUCGCCCUCAUCCACAAAAUGCAGGAAAUGGUCGACAAGACAACAAGCCUGACUCAAUCAAAAACAGCAAAUGAAGAGCACUGAUUGGUCGGAGCAGAACAGAGAUGUGAAGAUAAACUUGAAAGAUUACAUUAUUACAUACACACACGCACCAGCCGGCGUGACGGAGAUGAGUGAGUGACUACACACACAUACAGUCAUGACUGAAAGUAUUGGCACACUUGAUAAUGAGCAAAAAAGACUGUAUUAAAAAAAUGAUACAAUUACUGAGCUAUAAUGUAUGCUCCCAAUUUUUUUUUAAAUGAUAUGAUUUUAUACUAAUACAACUGCUCAAAGAAAGAGAUUUUGUUUUUCUCAAUAGAUGGGGUCAAAAUUAUUGUCACCCCUCUUUUCAAUACUCCGGCACCUUUGUGAGGAUAACGGCACAGCCUUUUUCUAUAGUGUUUUAUGAGAUUGGAGAACACAUUGGGAGAGAUGUUAGACUAUUCCUCCAUACAGAAUCUUCCCAGAUUAUUGAUAUUCUUCAUCUGCGCUCAUGGACUGCCCUCUUCAAUUCAAACCACAGGUUCAAUCGGGUUCAAGUUCGGAGACAGAGCUGGCUAUUGCAAAAUGUUUGAUUUUUGUGGUCAAUUAACCAUUUCUUUGUAGAUUGUAAUGUGUGCUUGGGGUUAUUGUCUUGCUGGAACAUCCACCUGUAGCUAAGUUUCAGCCUCCUGGCAGAGGCAACCAGGUUUUUGGCUAAAAUGUCCUGGUACUUGGUAAAGUCCAUCAUGCCGUUGACCUUAACAAGGACCCCAGGACCAGUGGAAACCAAAUAGCCCCAUAACAUCAAAGAUCCACCACCACAUUUUACAGUAGGUAUGAGGUUAUUUUCUGCAUAUGCAGACGCCAGACCCACCACGUGUGUGUGUGUGGCCAAAAAGCUCUAUGUUCAUGUCAUCUGACAAUAGCACCAGUUCCAGUCCAAGUACCAAUGCCAUUUAGAAAACUCUAGGCGUUUACAUUUGUUGGAUAUCAUAUUUCUCCGAUGCCAAAUCAGUGUGUCUUGUUUGCAAUGAAACUGUCCCCAUACAGCUUGUUUCUAGCAGAGAGCAUCGCGGACCAUAGCACUGUUAUAGAUCCCUUUAUAUAAUCACAUCAGUUUUUAUUUUUCUUCAAAAAUAGAUAGGAAGAAAUAGGCUCCAACACGAAGCCCUCUUGAAAUGAAUUAUUUCUACUCUAAUUUGCCUACUUUCAGCACCAUGAGCUGUCCAUUUCCGAUUGAUUGUGCUGCAGCUGCUGCUUCAAGUUUCAGCACCACAAUGUAAAUUACUGAAAUCUGGCUUAUUGUGAGGUCAAUAACUGAUAAAUACAUAAUUAGCAAGAAAAAUAUUGUUUUUAAUCAAAUCUAUUAUAGUAGUAACAAGCUAUCAAAGUUGACCUCCAUAUCUCCUUAUCUUUGCGCUCUCCUCAAACUGAACAGAAUAUAGGCUAUAGGCUAGUCUGUGCGCAAGAGUGCAUUUUCUGGACUAGGCCUAAUAAAUAAAUAAAAAUCUGAAUAAGCCAUUGACUCUCCUCCUGAACUGCUAGCAUAGUCCUGCACAGCCAUUGGUUAGGCAGCACACAAUAACGUUUUGGAUGAGCAGAGCAGGCCGGGGUUGGAAUAUCCACUGCCGUGUGUAAUGCAACCCCGUUUUAUUUACACCAUCCCAGCAGCCAUCUUAGAAAUAUAACUUUGCUCUAUGCUUCUCCGAGCAUGCACUUUGUAUUCUAUAGGCUGUGGAUCAUUUGAUUGAACCACACUAAAUAGCCUGUAAGCACACCUGAUAUUCCGCACCCAGCAGAGAAUCAGAUUUGAGGGGCAGCAUCGGGCACACGUCAAUCUAUAGCCUAUUAAGCAACUCAUUCUAAAACGCUGAAAAUAUUGACAUUUCAUCAAUUACAUGACUCUCCCCUGGACUAGAAAAAAAAAAAAUAUAUAUAUAUAUUGUUCAAAAGUUUGGGGUCACUUUGAAAUUUCCUUGUUUUUGAAAGAAAAGCAAACAUUUUUGUCCAUUAAAAUAACAUCAAAUUGAUCAGAAAUACAGUGUAGACAUUGUUAAUGUUGUAAAUUACAUUAAUGACAUUGUAAAUGACAUUCUAAGUGACCCCGAACUUUUGACCGGUAGUGUAUAUACAAAACCCUCCUCCAGGUAACCAUUCUGUAAAUGUUUAUCCAUCCCCUACUGUAAAAUAUGGUGGUGGUUCUUUGAUAAGCUCAAAAUGUCAAGGACCUGAUUUUGUAUUGGGGAAUGGUCUAAGAUCCCUCCCAAUGUGUUCUCCAAUCCAAUAAAACAUUUUGGAAAAUAUGUAUUUUAUUUCAUGAUGUUAAUGUUACUGCAAACAUUCUUCAUUCAACAACUCUACUUCCAUCUAUCGUUGUGAUUUGGCAGGAAUAAACACGUUUGAGUUUAAAA